Molecule: messenger RNA, 2649 nt
Organism: Knipowitschia caucasica
Lineage: Eukaryota; Metazoa; Chordata; Actinopteri; Gobiiformes; Gobiidae
Source: the annotation of a GenBank genome assembly
AUGUUCGCUUGGAUGGUUUUGCUCUGCGCGCUCUCUGCAGCUGCUGCAGGUGCUGGCAUUGGCCCUCGGCUCAAUAAUAACCAGCUGUAUAAAUGGCGCUACAGCACAGAGGUGCGAGUGGACAGGGCCCGGGGGUCCCCGCGGAGCAGCUCUGGCUACAGACUUUCCUCAGACGUCCACUUACAUCUGGUGUGGAGAGACCCCAGCAGCAAGGACAAUCAGCUCAUACAAUUAGCAAUUUCAAAUGUUCGAGUGGAGCAUGUGUCCCAAAGUUCAACCAGGAAAAACAUCAUCGAAGGGUCCACAGCUGAAAGUCUCUUUGGGAAGCGCUCAUUUUCAGCUCUGACAAAACCAUUUCUGUUGCACCUGAAACAUGGAAAGACAAAGGCAUUCUACUCUUACUGGGCCGAACCUGCUAUUAUCAAGAAUAUAAAGCGCGGCGUGGCUAGCCUUCUCCAAGUGCAGCUUCACUCUGGGAAAGUUAUAGAGAAUGAUGUGUCCGGAAGAUGCACUGUUCUGUACAAAGCAGAGAAAAACCAAGUGAUAAGAACCAAAAUCCUAGACUCAUGCAAGACUCCAGAGACGGGAUUCACCACUCCUAGUAAAGUGCUGGGGGUGAGUAAGAAGGCCAGUUCUGUUACAAGUUUCACCAUUGAAGACGGGUUUCUUCGCUCGGUUGCGGCGGAAGAAGUGCACAGCCUGUCUGUGAAUUCCCACAAAUCCACUGGUGCUAAAGUCGUGUCCAGACAAACGUUCAGUCUGGUGGGAACAGAGGAGGGACCGCUCGAGGCCGCUGGAAAAGAUGUGACGAGUGUUGUGAAAACCAUUGAUGCCAAACUUGCAGCUGUUGGUAUCAUAGCUGAGAAGGUCAAAUCCCAGUGCAAGGGCUGUCCAACGCUGUUUGAGCACUGGCAGUCCCUCCAGAGUCUGCUGGAGCCGCACAGCCUGUCUAAAGUCUCAGCUCCACGCAGCUUUCUGGCCCUGAUCCAGAGCAUUCGAAAGGCAUCCAAGGACGAGAUCCUCAAAGUGCUCAAGAGUGCCAGCAAGACAGCCCUACCGCAGGUAGUCGAUGCUGUGACGUCCUCCCAGACACACGCCUCUCUGGACGCCAUGCUGGAGUUUCUGAACUUCACAGACGCCAAAGCUUUUGUUCUUCAAGAACGCUUUCUCUAUGCGUGUGGCUUUGCUUCACAUCCAAAUGAGAGGAUGCUCAAGGCUCUGCUGGACAUCUCCAAAGGAAAAAUUGGCAAUAACGACAUCAAAGAGUCUGUUGUAAUCAUUAUGGGCGCACUGGUCAACAAACUGUGUAUGAAAGGUGGAUGUAACUUACCCACUGUUGUGGAAGUUAAAAACAUGAUUUUAAAGGGUCCAGAAAGCACUCAAGAGGAGUCCCAGGUCCAGAUGUUUCUUCUGGCUCUGAAAAACGCCAUGCUCCCAGAAGCCAUUCCCAUUUUUGUUAAAUAUGCAGAGGCCGAUCUUGGGGCUUUCAACACGAUUGCGCUUACAGCCCUGCAGAGAUAUGACAGCAAACUCAUGACAGAAGAGGUCAAGCAUACAGUGAACAGAGUUUUUCAUCAGAACAAGCGUAUCUAUGAGAAAAAUGUGAGAGCUGCGGCGGCUGAUGUGAUCCUGAGUAGUAAACCUUCAUUGAUGGAGGUCAAAAAUUUGCUGCUGUCUAUCGGUCAUCUACCUCAUGAAAUGAAUAAAUACAUGCUCUCAAAAAUCCAGGACAUUCUGCGCUUCCAGUUGCCUGCCAGCAAAACCUUACAGGUGGCAAUGAAGGACAUGAUUGUCAACAACUACGAUCGCUUCUCAAAAGUUGGCUCAUCCUCUUCUUUCUCUGGAUUCAUGGCACGGUCCGCUGACGUCACCUCCACGUACAGUUUGGACAUUUUGUAUUCUGGGUCAGGAAUUCUGAGAAGGAGCAACAUGAACAUGUUUGGUGCAAGUGAAGGCGCUGUUCUGCAUGGCUUACAGGUGGCUAUUGAAGCCCAGGGGCUGGAGUCUCUGAUCGCUGCGACCCCAGACGAGGGAGAGGAGAACCUGGAGUCCUUCUCUGGGAUGUCCGCACUGCUGUUCGAUGUGCAGCUUCGACCGGUCAACUUCUUCAAAGGGUACAGCGACCUCAUGUCCAAAAUGUUCUCUCUAUCCGGGGAUCCGCUCAGUGUGGUCAAGGGCCUCAUCCUGCUGUCGGAUCACUCAGAGGUGAUCCAGCUGCAGUCUGGUCUGAAAGCCAGCGCAGAGUUCCAGGGUGGACUGUCUAUUGACAUUUCUGGAGGAAUGGAAGUCAGUCUUUGGUACAGAGAGUCCAAGACCAGUGUCAACAACAGGGGAGCAUUGGUCAUGUCUGGAAAUGUCACUGUGGACAUGGACUUCUUAAAAACGGGAGUUGAAGUCAGCUUCGACACAGAGGCAUCUUUGGACUUCAUCACCACUGUUCAGUUUUCCGAGUAUCCCUUCCUGAUCUGCAUACAGAUGGACAAAGCCACGUUUCCAAUCAGUGAGCAUGUGGCCAGAUAUGACAGUUUACCAUCAGGGAAAAACACUUUAAUGCAGAGAAGCCAGAAGCACAUUGUACCUGGAUCGGAGUUCCCUUUGCAUCAGGAAAACUCAAACAUGUGCAAGAAGGUGUUCGACUCCGGCUGGUAG